CAGUAGCAGCUGAGGCUCAGCCGGCCAGUAGUUCCCCUGUGUCCAUGUCCCGGUGUAACUGUGCUUCUCUCUCUUUGUGCUUUUCUCUCUGCUCUCUCCAACUUGUCUCUAUGUCUCUCUCUUCUGGCUGGCAUUGUCUUUCUCUCUCUUCUCACCAGUUCUAGUUCCUUCUCAUUGUAUUGUGCUUCUUGGUUAUCGGCCAGACCCUCGCUCUCCCAUGGGUGGUGUAUUUGUGCCAGGAUGCAUGUGGUAGAUCUGUCAUACAGACAGCUGGCCGUCCUCACGGACAAUCGCUUUGUGUCUCCAUGUUUCUUUCCGUGUCCUUUGCCUUGAAUGUUGCCACUGUCUAUCUGCCUGUAGGCCUCUUAUCUUCUCUCAACCCUCACCAGCUUUCCUUCUGGCAAACUGUCUGUUAUGGGUUCCCCUAGCUCUGGCCGAUAUGACACCCACAUGGAGUAGAUUUUAACCACCCUGAGAGCUGGAUAUGCUUGGGGUGCAGAGCAGUGUCUGUGCCCCCCAAGGCCUGGCAUGGUGCUUGGAGAAGAUCGUGGGAGUGGAUUGCAGUUCCCCAGAGCCAUGUUGCAUUUGGCUGGCAAGUUCCAGGAGUCGGGGCGUUGGGGCCUCCACAUUCUCGUCCAGGAUUAGGAACCCACAACAGGACAAAAUUCAAGUGACCCCCGUGGUGCAGCGGGAUGGGGGCUGUCCGAGCAAUUCUCCACCGCUGGACGAGUCCUUUCAUUGGGUCGGACCCAGAACCCUGGUCAUCAGGAAGAGUCAGCACGGAUUCGGAUUCACUCUGCGCCACUUCAUAGUGUACCCACCCGAAUCUGCCGUCACCUCUGUCCACCAGGAGGAGGAUGGAGGGGCAGAUCUCCCCUCAGCAGCGCCCAGUCAACUGGAGCCUAUGGACACCAUCUUUGUCAAGCAGGUGAAGGAAGGAGGGCCGGCUCAGAAGGCAGGAUUGUGCACAGGUGACCGACUGGUGAAGGUGAAUGGCGAGAGCAUCAUUGGAAAAACCUACUCCCAAGUUAUUGCGCUCAUACAGAACAGUGCGGAUACCCUGGAACUGUCCAUUAUGCCCCGGGAUGAAGAUAUAUUACAGUUGGCCUAUUCCCAGGAUGCAUAUCUGAGAGGGAAUGAGCCAUAUCGAGGUGGUGCACACAGCAUCCCUGAGCCCCCACAGGUCUACUAUCCAUGGAGGACACACGAGCCAGUUCCAGCAUAUGCACCUGCCUCUCGGUACCACCAUCCCAACUCCACUGAUGCCACCAACGUUAGAAGCCCCAUUCACAGUGACGUGCCAAGAGGCAGCCCUGCCCACCAUGACAAUUACCCCCGGACUGCUCCUACUUCUGUUCCCCAACCUCGAUCCUACCAAGGGUCCCCGUCAGACAGAUUCAGGGGUCCUGGACCCCCCCACACCAGCCAUGGCUGGCAAUCUCGCUAUAUGCAAGAUGCUCCACAAAAUGUUUCACCUGAACCCUGGGAUCGACUGGCCAGCCCACGGUGGGUGAGUCCAUGGGAGCGACAACAGGCACUGUGCAGCUGGAUGUCCCAACAGGCCCCUCGAAGGGGCUCAGCCUUACCCCCGAGAAGACGCAGCGCAUCACAGGACCGGCUAGGAGAGGCCGUUCACCUGAGUAACUGGCCCCACAGUGUAUCCCAGGACACUCUUCAUCAGGCUCCGGUGUAUGAGUCUUGGGGUAACCGGGCACAGUCUGAUAACUUCCUCGCUCAAUAUGGUAGAUCUGCAGAGAAACUCAACUUAAAUGCUCUCAUUUCUCCUCCUUAUGAGCACCGCAUCUGGCCACAGGACAGACCACUUCAUUCUUCUCAAGCACCCCCUCGUGCUCGCCCAAGCCAAACAGUAUCUCCUGGCCUAAGGGAAGCAGCAAAGCCCCCACAGCCACACACCAGCUCUGGGGAUUCUGGGUACAUUGGAUACCGUAGCUACAGUCCCUCAUUCCAGAGACGAACUGAACUUCUAAAUGCCUUUUCUUUCCGGGAAACUGCCUUUAGCGGCCUCCCAACCUUCAGGACCGAGCAGUAUUCCACUUCUCCAGCUUCUCCGGCCGAGAGGAGAGAAUCUGCAGUGUCGGGCAGCUCCACAGAGGACAGUUCUUCCACGCAGGAGAGAAGGGAGGAGGUAGUCCUGAGGCAGAAGCCCCCUUCUGGGCGAAAGGCUACUCCUACUGUACGCCAAGUCAAUUUACACUUUCCAACGGAAGUGAAGGACGUAGAGCUCCCGACUUCUACCUCAGUUAGUGAAGAAACUCCCCGAGAGCGACCGCUGCAAAGGGUGCCCCCACUGCCCCCCUCUGAGGAGCCACUGGCAUCCAUACCUUUCAUAGAUGAGCCAACAAGUCCUAGCAUUGACCUCCGCGCCAAACACGUCCCUGCCUCCUGUGUGGUGUCAAGCGCCAUAAACUCCGCCCCUGUUAUCUCCGCCAGUCCUUCCUCACCCUCCUUCAGCUUUAAUAUCAGUCGCCAUUACUCUCAGGACCUCAGCAGUAUUAAGUCCAGCCGGCGUUCUUCAUAUCUCCUCGCCAUUACUACCGAGCGGUCAAAAUCGUGUGACGAUGGACUCAACACCUUCCGAGAUGAAGGAAGACUGCAAAGGCGUGUCGUGGGUCGAGUGCCAAGCUUGAAGAUGCUCCGGAGUUUCUUCACUGAUGGGUCCUUAGAUAGUUUGGUGGCCUCCGAGGAAGGACGGUCGAAGCGUCACUCGGCCUCGGAACUUACUCAGACGGAGUUCAGUGACGUGCGCAGGGAGGGCUGGCUGCAGUAUAAGCAGAUUCUCACCAACAAGGGAAAGAAGGUUGGCAGUGGCCUUCGUCAGUGGAAGCGAGUGUUUGCUGUCCUGCGCCCUCACCUGCUGUUUUUGCACAAGGAGCGCCCAGAAGCACGGGGCCCCGGGCCAGGUGAGGAGGAGCAGCCAAUCAGCAUCCUCGGAAGCCUGGUGGACAUCUCUUACAGCGAGACCAAAAGGAAGCACGUCUUUCGGCUGACGACUCCUGACUUCUGUGAAUAUCUCUUUCAGGCUGAGGAUCGGGAUGACAUGCUCGGCUGGGUCAAAGCUAUCCGGGAGAACAGCCGGAUGGAGGGGGAGGACCCCGGCUUUGCCAGCCAAGCAUUAAUUAACAAGAAAUUAAACGAUUAUCGCAAAGUAAGUGUUACAGGGGUCAAACAGGAAACGUCCCCCAAGGGGUCACGGAGCUUGGGCAUCCGUCCUGAUCUCUUAUGGACAACUGGUGUGAGUGCUCCUCGCUCUCCUAAACCGGACGGUGCUGCCAAAGAGGAAGCGCAACCAUCCAAGGUGGCCUGGGGAAUAAACCUCAUGAAAAAGAACAAAAAGUGUCCUCCACGGGCGUUUGGAGUAAGACUGGAGGACUGUCAGCCUGCAGCAGAGAAUAAGAGAGUGCCUCUGAUCGUUGAGCUGUGCUGCUCCCUGGUGGAACAGAAGGGUUUGGAAUACUUGGGUAUUUACCGCGUCCCUGGAAAUAAUGCGGUGGUGAGCAGUCUGCAAGAGCAUCUCAACAAGGGCCUCAGUGAAUCCAACAUGCAGGACCAGAGGUGGCAGGACCUCAAUGUAGUCAGCAGUUUGCUGAAAUUGUUUUUUCGGAAACUCCCGGAACCUCUUUUCACUGAUGACAAGUACAGCGAGUUCAUUGAAGCCAACCGGUUGGAGGAUUCCAGAGAGAGAAUGAAAAUGCUUCGCAAACUGAUUAGAGAGCUGCCUUCUUACUACUACGAGACCCUUCGGUUUCUUGUGCGCCACCUAAAAACCAUUGCUGACCACGCCGAGAAGAACAAGAUGGAACCCCGAAACUUAGCCUUGGUCUUUGGUCCAACACUGGUUCGCACAUCAGAGGACAACAUGACUGACAUGGUGACGCACAUGCCUGACCGAUACAAGAUUGUGGAGACGCUCAUCCAACAUUUUGAUUGGUUCUUCAGUGAUGAGCAAGAGAAGGCAGAAAAGACACCUGUAGAUGAGAGCAGUUCCCAGUCUGUACCAAACAUUGAGCAUCUUCUACCAAAUAUUGGCCGGACAGCAGGAACUGGGGAGAACUCAGACUCAACCAACAGUGACUCUGCUAAAGGCAAGGUCUCACGGAAGGAAAUCUACGCCCGGGACAUCCUGUCCAUUCCCUUUAUUUCAGCCGUUAACCGCAAGCGCAGGAAGAGGCGAGAUGAGAAGCGUUUUGGGAGCAGCACAGAGGAGGAUGAUUCUGAGCAGGAGGCACGGGCAGGGCAGGUAGAGCAGAAGGUUGAAGCAGCAGAGGAGCUGAGAGAGGCAGAGGAGGCCCAGGCACAAAGCUGCCCACACUCACAGGGAGUAGAGCGAAUACACAGCGAGGAGACUGGAGAACAGGACAAAGGUGCCCAGAUUCUAUGGCAGGGACCCAGAGAGGAGAGAAUCCCUGUUGAUGCCCGUUCCAUUGUGUCUGGCUAUUCUACUCUUUCUACCCUGUGCUCAGAACCCGCCUCCAGUGUCCGUGGUGGGGAGGAGGCAGAUGAUGAACGCAGCGAGUUCAGCCACAUGGAGACUGACACGGAGGGGGUGGGAGCACGAGAGACUGAAGAUCGACCUCACUCUCAGGACUCAUUUACCUCUCAGAGACUCAUACCCGGGGACACUCUCGCUCGGAGACGGCUGGGCAGGGGCAGGGUUGAUAGCAAAGAGGAAUCUGUGCCCCGCAUUUCCCAGCGCAUCAGACCGGCAGCGGAUGACUUGUGUGUGGCAGCGUUACGCAAACCUGGCUCACCGGAGACCCGCCGGAGGAAGAGCGCCUGGCGCCGGCACACUGUGGUGCUCCCAGGGCAACUGACUGACUGCAACUUCAACGACUGGAAGGAGCCAGUGCCGGGGGCUGCCGUGGCAUCAGAACCAGGGAGCCGCCUCAGUGGGGGAGUGUGGGUGGAAGGGAGGGAUUCCGGACUCAGUAGCCUGGAGUCUCAGAAAGCCAAAACUUCUGCAGCUCAGGAUGCUCUGGGCAACAAAGGUCCAAGCCAUGCGGCAAAGUCCCAGAAUCCCCCGCUGCAGCCCGGACUCCGCCAUUAUCUAUAGGCUUUUCUCUAGCUUCCUCUGCCGCAUCUCUCAUCUGACACUUCCAGCUCCGACCCCUGAUCACCGCACCCCACUGUGUCUAUGGGAUGCCCCUGGCAAGAUGGACGGUCAGAUGGAGGUUCUUGGUCAAACCCCACGGCCAACCUCUGCCCCAAGCUGUGUGAGAGCCGCCAGUCAGGAGCCUGAGAUAGGGCAGCCUGGCACAGAAAGACUCAAGGAGGCGACGUCGGAAAUGGAUCGCGCAGGACUCUCCGUGUGAUCCAUGAACUCAGGUGCCUUAUUAUAUUUAUGUUUACAGGAUUAACCCUUUCACUGCUAAGCUAAGGUCAACAUGCCUGCAGAUGUAGAUGUGCAAUGUGUGUUCAUAUAUAUUAAAUCUAUACGUAUAUACACACACCUACAGACACGCACUUGUUAGUGUUAAGGGUAAACUGGAGGACGAUGGAUAUACAGGGACGUAUAAUGAUGGGUUUACAUUACUGACUCCACCCCUGGUGGUCACUUAGGGUUGCCGAGUAGUCCAGACUGUAAAAAUAAUGCCUCAUCCAUUCCCUUCCUGGAUUCCUUCUCUCUGGAAUAAGGGCUUUAAGGGUCCUGUGGCAUUGAGACAUUGCACUGCCAGUAGAGGGGAGGCUCCAGCUGACAGAUAGCGCUGCUGCCACUUUGUUCCAUGUUUACAGCAAGAACCCAAAGUAUUUGCAUCAGACACGAGCGGAUAUCCUUCACACACUCACACAAAACUGCCACUAACCUACAGUUGGGAAAAGAGAUAAAUAAGAUAUUUAUGCCCCUAUUUUUCAUAAAUUUAUUUUUUUCCCUUUGGAAGCUGACUCUGUAAAGCUUGGGCACCCACUGUGAUCUGCCAGUUGGUAGGAAUUAGCAUUUGCAGCUGACAGUUUGGUUCCCAAUUGGUUUUCCAUACAACCAAUAUAUAUAUAAAGGGUAACUGCGCCACCUCAUGGUGACAUUGUGUAGUGACCAUUAAACAUAUUUUUUAUUCCCAGUCUAUCCACAGGGGUCCCACAUAGCGAGUAACCUACAAACAGCACAUGGCAAAGGGCAUCAUGGGAAUAAUUAUUCCUAGUUAUUAGGGAGGAACCAAUAAUUAGCACUCCUGCACUAGUUAGAGAACUCCUAGGGGCUCUCUAACUUGUGUUUGUAAAUAACCUGCAAGCUAGGUAUGGGUGAGGGGACAUCUAUGUGCCUCCCCCCAUCACCAAUCCCUUGUAAGUAUCAAAUAUACUGACUUUAGCUUUUAACUAGAAUAGAAGGGGCAGCUUGCUGUGCGCACAGACACCUCUUCGUACCUGUAUUAAUACAUAUGUUGAGGAGCUUCCAUAUUGCUUUCCUAAGAGUGCAGUCCUUAUCUGUAUUGUGAAUAAAGCAGGAAAGGUUUAUUAAAUCUUACCUUAUUCUUGAUGGUACCGGUUGGGGGGUUCUGUUUCCUCCAUGGGGCUCAGAUUUACCAUAGGCUGUCCAUUGUAGGUUCUCUCUCCAACCUGCAGAAGUUUAUAUGGUGCAUAGGUGAGUGGGUGCAGGUCUGUCUUUAGAGCGGGGCAACUGACCUGGGCACAUUAGGUAACUGGGGACCAGCAGUAGGUCGGACAUAUGUGGGUGACUCACCUUGCAGAGAUAGUGGCAAUAUAACAUGGCAUUGUGUUUUGCAAGCUAUGGCCUUUCAGUUGCUGUUUAAGCAUCUACCUUCCAGCCUGAGGGCAAUACAUGGGUGGGGCAGUUCUUGUUCAUACAAUGAAUGGGCCCCAUCAUACGUUGCAUUUAUGUAGGCCACUGGGAGCAACAUCCAAGGGUUGGAGAGCAACACGUUGCUUCUCAGCCACUGGUUGGGGUUCACUACACUAGACCCAUAACAUGGAACUGUUGUUGGGUCACUAUGAGUUACCAGACCAGGCCCAACUGCACCUAAUUUCCCCCCCACUACAAUCCAAUUUUAAUCUCCACAGUUCCCAAGUCACGUUCUCUUUAGCGUUAGACUGGCAAAGUGUUCACCAGUGGGUCAUUCAACCAGAGGAGUCACCUACAGUUUGGGGGGCUCAACUUGAAGAUGUUCUUCAGAUAUUUUUCUACACUGGCAACACUAUUUCUAAUAGUAUGGCGGAUACAGAUAAUUAUGCCAAACCCCUUUAGCUGAUCCCUAGUUCCCCUUCAUAUGAGACUGGCAGAUUUUGGACGAAGCCGAGCCUGGAUGAAGAUUGGCUUUGUGAGGGCCACAUGGUCAGGCCACACUAUUAUUUAACCAAUGGGAUUAAUGAUCAAUAGAAAUGUGCUCACCGUGUGCUUGUCUGGGUUUGUAGAGUUGCUCGUUUUUGGAUUGUUUUUGUAAAGGUGUUGAGGUGUCUGUGGAUUGGGGAAUGGAAGAGGGUCGUUGGGGAAUGGAAGAGGGUCAUUGAGAAGUUUGGCCAGGGGAUGGCAUUGUUUGCUGCACUCCUGUGUGGGCCAAUGGUUGGGCAGGGUGCAAACUGGGCCUGGCCUUCAGCCAAUAGGGGUUUUUGUAGGCAGAAAGGGAAGAGUAUGCGGGAGGCAGAAACGUUGGUAUAAUGGAAGAUCUUGUCAGUGGGGAGUGUUUGGGACAAGGGGUGGGAAUUGCAAGAAUUAAUAGGAAUUGGCGCCACCAGGGUGGCAUUUGGUUAAACUGAGAAUUCAGAAGGCAACGGUAGAAAGAGUAUUUAGUGACACACUCAUUGAGCGCAAGCUCACGCCAUUAAAUGGCACAAAUCUCACGGAGUCGGCGGGGAAGCUUGGCACAUAUGAACUUUACAACAGACUCACCUCCCUCAGUGUUUCUUUAUCUCCCUAAUAAAAUCGGGAAGCUUUAAAGUGUGGGAAACCUUUUCAUUGCUCUGCAGCUCCCCCUAAUGUCCCCCAGCUCUUCCAUGACAAUGUAAAUACAGACACGGUGCUGCUAAAAUAAAAAACUGGUUUAUAACACUUAUACGUCUCAUUAUGACAUCAGCGGGGGUCGCUCCUACCCCUGCCGGUGUAUUUAACCCUUUCUCUGCACAAGGCGCCUACAGGUCAAAAUGAUCGUUAUGUUCCAACGUGCGAGUUUUGUUUUUUAAACAGAUUCCAAACCUUUCUGGCAGCCAAGGGGUUAGUGACCCAAACUCUGUACUGAGCGUGUUUUUUUGUACCCAAACUGACACCAUUCCAGACUAGUAUUGUGACUAAUGUAUAAUCCAGUUCUGCAUAUACUGUACAAAUAUUAUUUCCUUCUCUUCUGUAAAUAUGAUCUAUAAAUGUGUAACAUAAUAUAAAAUGUAUAAGGAUUUUUAAAGUUUGUUCUCUCCCUUCGGCCCGCUCCUCUAAAACAUGACGUUACUGCUGAAUAAAGCUUUCUGCAUGUC
Xenopus laevis (African clawed frog) is the source of this 8433-nucleotide messenger RNA. It is a transcript of the gene arhgap23.L, whose product is annotated as Rho GTPase activating protein 23 L homeolog. The transcript is spliced from 24 exons. The record is from RefSeq and is a predicted model, not a curated record. Gene Ontology annotation, molecular function: GTPase activator activity. NCBI's taxonomy places the organism in Eukaryota, Metazoa, Chordata, Amphibia, Anura, Pipidae. Gene Ontology annotation, cellular component: cytoskeleton; Golgi membrane; anchoring junction. Gene Ontology annotation, biological process: signal transduction. Bases 485 to 5071 code for a protein of 1528 amino acids.